CAGUCGCACUUCAGUUUGGGAUGGGAUACAAAGGAGAGGUUCAUGAGAUGAUCUCUUAAGCUGGGCAGAGGCAUAUGGAAGAAAGCAGCUCUUCAGGUAUCCUGACCCCUGGCCAUUAAGGGCUUUAAACGUAAUCAUAAGCACCUUGAUUUGGGCCUAGAAACAAAUAGGUUUGUACUGGGCCAUGGAAAUCAAUGUGGACCCUUGUACUUCUUUUCAUUCUGGGACUACUAUUUUCCCUCACUCAGAAAAUGACAGCAAACUUGAAAGACCAUUGGUGAAAGAGGCCCUGGCACAGGCAAAGCAGCUGGUCUCCUUGGCGUAUCAGCGCUCUAGAAGCAGGUAUGAAUUUCCAGGUGAGGCAGGUGGUAGAGAGCACCUUUCUUUCCCUCCUUGUCAUGCUCUCUGCUCCUGCCCGCUGUGCCUACACCCCAGGCCUUGUGGGGGUUUCUGGUCUUCUUCGUUCAGCCAUGCCUCAUUCUGUGAAAUCCUAGAGGGAAAGCAGUGCUGACCAAGGGAUCCCUCAGUGCCAGCGACCUGCUGAGCCUGUUCAAGCACCCCGAGGCAGAGACCAACGCGGCGGUUCAUGCGGCUGAGCUGAUGGACACAACAGUGGAGCUCAUUCGGCAGCUUGUGUACACGCGGGAGAAGCGUUAUGCCAACAUGUCAGGUGUGUCUUGCAUCCACCACCCAGCCCGAGAAGUACCAGUCUUCACCUCCUAACCUUCUUGAGAAUCUUCUUUCUCCCCUUUCUUCUGCAAGGAGUCUUAAGCGGCCAUGAUCUCUCCACCUUGGCAGAAGUAACUGGCUGUGCUGCUCAGCUGCGGCCCAUCAAGUGCUCAGACACCUGUUUGACUGAAAAGUACAGAUCCAUAGAUGGGACGUGCAACAACAGGUAAUUCUGCUGGCCCAGUCCUCAGGCCUGCAACCUGCAAAAGCACUGGCCAUAUUAUUUAAUGCAAAAUUGCACUCUUCAAAAUACCCUUUGACCUGCUACUAAUUUCCAGUAACUCCUGAAGACCUUUUUAAGCCAGGAGGCCUCUUCGGUUGCUUCAUUUUUUUCAGGACGAGCCCGUCUUUUUUAUGAUUCUUUUGUGUUGUUUUUAUGACAUUUUAUGUUUUAUUGUACUUGUAAAUGUUGCUGUAUUUUGUUGCUGGUGAUCUAUAUGACAGGGCAGUCUAUAAUUUUUUUUAUAAAUAACAUAAACUGUGAAGAAAGUCAGCUAUUUUUAGCUGUGCCUUUUUGCAACAGGUCUUGCAGGUAGUGGGGGAAAUCAUAGAGAUGAUUUCACACUCCCCACUUUCUGCUGAUAGUAGGAUGUUCCCCCAGGGCACUUUUACAGAGUCACCUUUUCUUUUGAAAACAGAAUACUGGGGAUUCCUGAUUUUUAUUUUUGUAAUUCUUGUUUGUAUGCAAAUACAGAGAGAGUGAAUGAAUGAAUUUAUUAAUACGGUCACAGACCAGCGCCAACACACACAACAUCACAGAUCAUAAAAAUAUAUAUAUAAAAAAUACAAAGGGCAAUAUAAGUAUAACAAGCAUUUAAAUAUAAAAAAUUAAAAUUAGUUAUUAUUAAUUAAAAAAUUAAAAUUAAUUAUUAUUAAUUAAAAAAUUAAAAUUAAUUAUUAUUAAUUAAAAAGUUAAAAUUAAUUAUUAGCAUGCCCCCUGCUAUCAACACUUGGGGGUUUGGUCACCAUGGGAUACCACUUGCUUCCUGCGACUAAUUGCAGCCGCACAGAAUUUGGCUACAUUUAAUGUAGUCUUGGGAUUCUUGUCCUCUAGCAGCGGUUCCAAACCAUGGUGUUCCGACUCCUUCCCGGACUUCCGCAAAACAGGAGCAAUAAAAGUCGAACGUAUGUCCUCAUAAAAACGACAACGCAACAGUACAUGUGCAGCAGUCUCAACCUCCAACGAGCCACAGGGGCAGACCCACGCUGCGUGUGGUUUACCCUCAAAUCUGCCCCGGGCAAGGCAGAAGGGAGAAUGUUGAAUCUGGCGAGGGUAAAAGACCGUCUGUAUUUAGGUACCUGGAGACCUGACAGAUAGUUAGCUGCAGAAAUCCUCUCCCAUAGUCCCUUAUUGCAGGAUGUUUGAUCAUUUCACUCAUGUGGCGUUGUAAUUCUACAUCCCAGAUACGCUGGCGAAUUGUGGUCCUAGCUUUCUCGAAGCCUGUGGCUAUCAGGGUCUGCUGUGGGAUCCCCAAGCCUUUAAGCUUUUCCAGCAGUGUAGCCUUCCAUCUGGAUUGGUAGGUAUCCAAUAAGGUCAAAGGUGCCAGCCCAACCGGGAAGAAAAUAAGCUUUAGCCAGUAAUGGAUCUUCAAUAUCCAUAUCCGGGUACUGAUCGGAAUUUGCCCAACCUCCAAACGGACUGCUAUGUUGGAUACGCAAGAGGGGAUCCCCAGCAGGCAGCGGAAAAACUUAGUUUGAAAUGCCUCUAGGAGAGUAAGGUUUUUAAAACUGCAGAUCUGGGAUCCAUAUAACAAUUGUGGUAGUAUUUUGGCAGCAAAGACCUGGGAGGCUGCCGGUAUGUACUGGCCUCCUUUCCCAUAGAAGAAUCUUAUUAACGCUUUGGUAGAUCUUUCAUACAGAGAGAGUGAUUCCAGAAAACUUUUUUUUCAUUCUGACGUGCUUGCAUGAAGUUUGCUGGGAAGUUAAACAACCCUGUGUGAAUACUGCUGUAAGACAUGAGAUACAGCAGUUGAACACAAAAUCCACAGAAGACCUCCAAAGGAAUCAUUUUGUUUUUGAUCCAUAGGCCCCACAUCUAGCAUACACAGAGCAAACUGAGCAACUGGUAGCCAGGCUGGAAUCAGCUAAAUACUGCCAUAUGCUAUAAAACAAUCAAGAAAGGUAGAGGAGGAAGAAUGGGGAAAGGCAGAGAAAACAAUUAUAUCACCAGCAGAACCCUUAACAUAUCUAUUUUUGUUUCAUAACAAUUUAAAACACCAACUGUGGGGAAUUGUCCCUUUGCCAAAUGGAAGCAAAUUAUAUCUGUAUAUUUUGCCAUCUUUAUUUAACUACCCAACCUCAGCCCAGCCCUUCCUUUUAAAGUUGUCCUUUAACAAUUUCAACCCUCCAUAAAAUUUCAUCUUUAUUUUGAACAUGGCUAGUAAUCUUUUAUAUAUAUUUAGUCACGUACUCGUGAGGAAUCAUACCUUCAUAAACAUCAUAACAUAACAUAAACAUCAAUCAUACCUCCAUAAAACUAAAUAGCAGUAUAUUGAAAUAAAGGUUAUAUACAGUGCUAAACCAAUACUGAAUGUUGCUUUUUUAAUAAUAAACGAAGUUUUAAAACCACACAAAAAUUAUCUGCUCACAAACCUCUGCCCAACACACAGUACAAACGACCCCCAUGGGUGUCCUAGGCUACGAAUCAAUACACCACAGAAAUCUGCCUGUUUGCUGUUAUUUAGGAAAUCCUCUGUAUCAAAUAAAGUGUCCCCCGUGCUUCUUUAGUUUGCACAGAUGAGGUAGUAAAAUGCUUCCACUUGGUAAAUCCUCUGGUGAGUAGGGGAUAUCUUGGUUGAAGUUUUCCCACUGAAACAAAAACUUGCAGAUACAGAAUGGGCAUACCCAGGGAAAGGCUGACAUCUUUUUCUCCCUAACAUCUAUUGCUUUCGAUGAGCCAGUGUCUUGGAUAUGGAAGACCAUACAGUCCUCUGAUUCCCUCAUCUGCACUCUCAAGUAGUAUAAUUCAGGAGCCGUUUUCCCUCUCCACCUUCUACUUAUGUGAGCCCAAUGCCACCUGCCCAUUUCCUGCAGUUUAUGAGAUUUCAUACUCCCUUGCAGGAAGAACCCACUUUGGGGAGCAGCAAACACAGCCUACGCCCGCUGGUUACCUGCAGACUAUGAGGAUGGCUUCUCUGCACCCAAAGGAUGGAAUCAAUCCAAGACUUAUAACGGCUUCUCAUUGCCUUUGGUAUGCAGCAGCAGGCAAGACUUGGAAUCUCUUAUGAAUGGUGAUGGCAGAGUUCACACAGGGUUUAUAAGACAACUCCAAAGCUUUCCUUCUUAGCUUGCUUUAAAAUAAAUGUUAAGAUGUUAAAAAAAAGCACCCUUUGGUUUGCAUGACGUGCCAACAUUACUGGGUCUUUACACAGAAAUGUUGGAAAGUGUAUCUGUGAAGGCAUGAAGGAGUGAGGAGCACGUGACAUGUUCAUAGUUUCCCUUGGACAAGUUACACACUCCAUGGCAAUUGCAAAUUCCAUGUCUCGUAAUACUGUCAAAAAGUACGCACUCGAAAUUUAACUUUUUAGAAUUUCCAUGAAAAGCAUGACUAGUUUGGACUGCGUUUCCGCACAAAGUAGAAAAAUAGACUGCGUUAUUCACAAAGACCAACAGUGUUCAUAUUUGAAAUGAAUUGUUCUCCCAGGUGCGCCAGGUGUCCCAUGAAAUCCUGCAUACACGGAAUGAGAACAUCUCCCUGGACAGCUCCUACACCCACAUGCUGGUGGAGUGGGGCCAGUGGAUUGAUCACGACAUGGAUCUCACCCCCCAGAGUGCCAGCACCGUUUCUUUCACGGAUGGAGCAGACUGCUCCCAUGGUUGCAUCAACCGGAAUCCGUGCUUCCCCAUUCAGGUAAAGACAGCGAUGAACAACAAAAAACUUAGGAAGAAGAAAACUCACCGUAGUCCUCCUAAUAGUAAGGACUGUCGCCUUUACCUUUUACCAAAAUGUGAAGUAGAGCUGGUUUAUAUAUGUCACAACCCACAUGAGAGUGUUUCAGAAGUACAUGGAUUCACAAAUACUUUCCCCCACUGUCAUAUCCAGACAGGUCCACAGGGCUUGCUUACAGAGCUUUUUAAAAUACCAAACCAGAAGUGAAAUCUAUACAACGUAAUUCAUUCCAGGAGGUGACUUUACAGCCACGUUGAGCAUGAAAGCAAAAAAAAAAAUGAGGCCUACCAUUUUGAAAUUAAUCCAUCCAUUGCUAGGUCCUUUUUUAAAAAAGCUCAGAGUACACACCAGUUAAGAUCAUUUAUAUAUGCUAAUACAUAUGCAGAGAUGCCAAUUUCAGCUUGCUGUCUUUCAACAAGAAGGCAAAGUUUAGGAAAUAAAUAAUGAAGGAAUAGUUUUUAAAGGCUGGGAAGGGGAAGUAGAUUUUGGGUGCUCAGAUUCCCCUGGGUCACUCUGUAGCUAUGUCCCUGUCUCGGGGCGCAGUGUGGCAUGGGGGAGAACCACCUCUGUCUUUAGACUCUGAUUCUGUGUGGGAAGUUGUGGAAACUCAGUAAAGAAUGUGUGCUCUCCAUUCUUCCUGGCCACCUGUCAAUCAGACCCAGGGCUUCUUGACCACUCUGCUUCUCCUGUGCCAGAUCCCUGCUGGCGACCUCCGUCUGGGUGGGGGGACAAUGAAGUGCAUGCCUUUCAUCCGCUCUUCACCAGCUUGUGGCAGUGGACAAUCCAGCUUCCUUCUGGGGCAGCUGCAGCCCCGGGAGCAGCUGAACAGCCUCACCUCCUUUGUGGACGGCAGCAUGAUCUAUGGCAGCACGGCUUCGCUGGCCAGGAAGCUCCGCAACUUCACCCAGGCACUGGGGCUUCUGGCAGUCAACCAGGAGUUCUCUGACGGUGGCCUUCCGCUCCUGCCCUUUGCUGAGAAGAAAUCCCCAAACCCUUGUGCCUUGACGCGGGAUUCCUGCCUUGCCAAUGCGUCUGACGUGCCCUGCUUUGUGGCAGGUAAGAGGAAGGCUUCUCUGUUAUUGAGAAUACAUCUGGGGUGGGGGACCUGUGGCCCUGCAGGCAUGGACGGACUCCAACUCCUAGCAUAUUUGUCUGUUGGCCAUGCUGACUGGGGAUUCAUGGGAGCUGUAGUUCAACAACAUCUGGAAUGCCACAGGCUCCCAUCUCUGCUGUUGGUUUUUUUUUUAUUUUUACGGCUGCCAUCUCUGCUGAACAGUGUGGCCAGAUGAAAAGGAAGAGAGGACUUUCGUUUUGUUAACGGAGGUGAUUUUUUAUCACAGGCAGCCCCUGCUCAGCCCUGCAAGACAAGAUGCCAAAAUGCCCUCUUCUGGGCAGCUGUUAAAGUAAUUAGAGCCCAAUUCUCCUUUGCAGUGGGUCUCCUAGCUUCGUACAGGAGUCCCCUGAAUGUGUGCUCGGCCUUUCAGGAUUACCGUAAUGGGAUCUGCUUUGUCUGACUUGUGGUUUAACAAGUCCAAUAGCACCACCUAUAGGCUGUAGGGUUCUCCCCCUCCCUAACUGACUUGUGUGCUUGGUCCAUAUAUGGGAGCUUCGUGGGUGAGUUUUCAGAAGGAUGCCAGUCCUGUUGGAUGCUGGGAACAAGGUGAAAAAGGACUGGGGAGAUGGGUGGCUUCUACCUCGAGGUAUCAGGGGAAAACAUUUGGAGCCAAAAUUCCAUCAGUGGGACCUCCACUGAUGGAAGUGAAUGGUGAAAAUACUAAAACAGGGCUAUCGCCACCCAAAACAUGUAUGUAACAUCCCCCCCCCCCCCCGCUUUUUGCAGGCUGCUUAAAGCCUGCCAAAGGCUGUGUAACUUCUAUCUCAUUUACUGUGUGCAUUGGUCUCUUCCUUGCCAGGAGACUCGCGGUCCAAUGAACAUUUAGGCAUUCAAGUCCUGCACACAGUGUUCCUGAGGGAGAGCAACAGGAUCGCUACCACCCUCCACCAGCUCAACCCCCAGUGGAGUGGGGAAAUUCUGUAUCAGGAGACUCGCAAAGUCAUUGGGGCCUACCUCCAGGUGAGGGCCUCAGGCAUGUCGUUGCUUAGUUCCUUAGUUCCUUCAACAGAGGGCUGGAUACAGUUCCCAUUGAGGGGCAGAUUAUAUAAAACAUCCAUGUUGUAUGUAUGUGUAUAUCUGCCGUGGAAAAUGGCAGUCGUGUUUGGGGACUAGGAGGGUUGGGCUAUAAUGAGGCCCCCUCCCUCCAACUCUGUGGUUCUACAAUGUCAUGCACCAUGGUUGCUGUGAUGUCAGGACAUGACUAAAUUUUACUAGAUAUUAUGGGGAAGAUGGAGGGGAUCUAAACACGCAGCUGGUGUUUUCUACAGCAGCUUUGCAUUCUGUGUCACAGUUUGGCUCCGAAUACGCUGCUAUUGCCAAUCACUCACACGCUGCUCCACCUUGCUUGCUUUGCGGAACCUGCUCUUAUGUCAGAUAAGAGCUGGUAAUUCUGAAAACACUCAACAAGCCAUGUUAAUGCAGGCGGAUAUGUUUGCACAAGAGGCGCUCUAAUCUUACCAGGCCUCUUGUGAAGAAAUGCAAGAACCGCAAAACUAACACCAGGGUCAAAGUGCAGCUGGCAGUGAAAUAGAAAAACCCUUUAACUUGCAGAACACUGAUCUCCCUCCUGGGACUCAAGCUCCCUUCUAGAGCGUCUGCAAGGGAUGGAAAGGGAGGGAAAUCCCAUUCAAGUGUUUUCUCUGAGGCAUGGUACAGUUUCACCAGAUAUGAAUGUCCCUGAGAAGAAAUGCUGACAUUAUUACAAAUUUUGUUCUCAUAAAUCCAGAUGGUUUCUUACAAAUUCAUUUUUAAAAGGUCAUCAAUAUUAUGCUAUCCUAAUAAGCAAUGAAGCACCUGACACCAGUUUGGCUGACCCAGUGUGGUGGCACAGAAUAUUCAGAGACAUUCCAAUUGUUUAGGGAACAGAGCUCACAGAAGUUUAGGGAACAGAGCCCACUGAACUCAAGUAUAUUUCUCCUUUUUAUGUUUGUUCACUUGAUGUAGAUUAUAAACUGGAGGGAUUAUGUCCCAAAGAUCCUUGGCCCAGAAGCCACUGAGGCCUACCUUCCUCCAUACUCUGGUUACGACGAGUCUGUUGACCCCCGUAUCUCCAAUGUCUUUGCCACAGCUGCAUUUCGCUUUGCCCACGUCACCAUCAAUCCUUUCCUCUCCCGUCUGGAUGAAAACUUUGAGGAGAAUCCCAAUCACCCCAGCAUAUCUCUUCAUCAGUCAUUCUUCUCCCCAUGGAGGAUCAUCGAGGAAGGUACAGAACUGGCAACACAUGAGAUGGGAGCGGAUGGAAAGGGCAUGUUGUCUUUGGUGACAUCAUUUAUCAAGUUACACAGUGUUAGUCCCAUUGAACCCAGAUCUGCCCCAGAGACAAGCAAUGUUUAGGGCAACUGUGGGAAACCUGUGGCCCUCCAGAUGUUUCCCCAACUCUCAUCAGCCACAGCCAGCAUGACCAGUGGUCAGGGAUGAUGGGAGAUGAAGUCCAGCAACAUCUGGAGGACCAGUGGUUCCCCAUUCCUCAUCUAAGAACUAUUGUACUCAGUGCUGAGUAAAUCAUGUUUUUGAGUGUCUGAAUUCCAGAAGUGUGGCUGCCUUAUUAAUCCGUUGCAGCAAAAUCAACUAGAAGUUCCUGCAGUAGGACCUUAAUAUUUUUAUUGUGGCUUGAGCCUAUAGCAGACUUCAUUGAAUGUAUGCGAUAAAACAGGCCUAGGGAAGCCUGUCACAAUGCGUUUGGGGGCCUUGAGAUCCUUCUGGUGACAGGAAUCUUGUAAGGGAGUGACAAGGCUGUCAUAGGGUUACCACCUUUAUUCAUUCUAAAAACAGCCUGAAACAAUAUGUUAUUUAAAUAAAGUGUUUGUACUUUUUCUUUUUAAGCCUCUGCUGUUGUUGAGGAAUUUGAGGGAAUGUGAGACUGAGUGGCAUCCUUUACAUAUGGCCAGGAAUGGUCCUGUGGAGAGCAGCGAGAGAGAAUUGUUUGCAGGGUUACAACAUUCAGAGAUGCUGGAAAGAAAUGCGCACCAUUUAUGUUAGGCUUAAAAAUCCCCAGGGUUUCUGCUUAUAGACAUUCCACCUCUGAGUUAUGUGAAUAUAGUCAGCCACAGGGUUCAACCUACGGUGCUUUGUCGUGUCAGUAGAGUGCAGCUUGUUUCUGUGCCUCCCUGGGCCUUGUGGGAGGAGGCCAUCUUUCAGCCAUCCUGUGGCACCACCCCAUAUCGCCAUUGCUUGUCCUAGAAACUGGGGCAAAUGUAACACAGACAAGGGGAGGAGCUUCAGGGUGCAACACAUGAAAAGGGCCCCUGCUAAGCUGAUCGUCAUGAAUGCCUUGCCUUCAAAACACCUGCAUGUUGUAUCUGGUGCUGAGAAGGCUGUGCACAUGGAUUAUUAAUAACAGUGCUUUCUAUUGAAUCAUCUGCUUCAGAAUGCCAAAUAUUGUGUGAGAAGUUGCCCUAGAGCUUUGAUAUAAAGACUGAAUGCUGGUUUGUUUUCGCUGGCUUUGAAGUUCUGUCACAAACUUUAGGAGGGAUCGAUCCAAUCCUACGUGGAGAGAUCUUCACCCUUGCAAAGCUCCAGACAGCCACUCAGAUGAUGCCAGAGGAGCUGACAGAGAAGCUGUUUCAUCCCAAGAAGGCCCUGUCCCUUGACCUGGCAGCUCUGAACCUGCAAAGAGGCCGGGACCAUGGACUGCUAGGUGUGUAACACUGCUGCAGGGGUAGAGGCAGGUGAGAGAGAAAAAGAGAGAGAGAGGUCAUCAGAAGCAGAGGGCACCUCUCUCUAGAACUAACACUUGAUGUUCUCUUCAAAUGCCAUUUUCUGGUGCUCCCUGCAGGUUACAACUCCUGGAGGAGGUUCUGCGGUCUCCCAGAGGCCCACACUUUCUCUGACUUGCAGCAUAUCCUCAACAGCAGCUACCUGGCUCACAAACUACUCAAGCUGUAUGGGACUCCUGAGAACAUUGAUGUCUGGAUUGGGGCCAUCGCAGAACCUCUCCUGCCUAGUGCCCGAGUGGGGGAACUGCUUGCUUGCUUGCUGGGAAGGCAGUUCCAGGCCCUGCGAGAUGGUGACAGGUAGGGAAUCUUUGAGGAAUGUAGUCUUUGCAAAUUCCAAGAUAGAAACUUGCCUGAUCUGUACCUCCCAGGCUAACGUGCAGGUCAGAACUUUGUUAUCUGCUUACUGUGGCGCUUCUCAGUUGUUUUGACACCGUUGUCAGCUAUAAGGGUCAAAAUAAGUUAGAAAUGCAUCCUCAGUUGUGUAUUUAACUGCAAAUUUGAAGUGGGCUUUCAUUUACAAAAAGCCACAGAAUAAUGAGGAAAUGGAAUAGAAAGGAUUUAUGGGUGAACACAUGUGGAAGUGACAUGGAUCAGAAACGGACUGAUUCAGUUAUUCCUAGCAAAUGAAAGAUGCAAUCACUGAAUAAUGCACCCCCACCCCACAUGUUCAGUGCAAAUUAACAAGCACAGGGAGGGCGGUAGCCAACCAUAUCAGGACCACAGCAGGUAGUACAGGGUUAAAGUUCAGCCUACAUAAACAGAAAAUAAAUAGAUCCUUACCCUCAAUGAGCUUACAAUUUAAAAUCUGCAGAAGGAUGAAGGGUUCUUUGUUGUUUAGUCAUUUAGUUGUGUCCGACUCUUCAUGACCCCAAGGACCAGAGCACACCAGGCACUCCUGUCUUCUACUGCCUCCUGCAGUUUGGUCAAACUCAUGUUGGUAGCUUCGAGAACACUGUCCAACCAUCUCGUCCUCUGUCGUCCCCUUCUCCUUGUGCCCUCCAUCUUUCCCAACAUCAGGGUCUUUUCCAGGGAGUCUUCUCUUCUCAUGAGGUGGCCAAAGUAUUGGAGCCUCAGCUUCACGAUCUGUCCUUCCAGUGAGCACUCAGGGCUAAUUUCCUUAAGAAUGGAUGCAUUUAUCUUCUUGCAGUCCACGGGACUCUCAAGAGUCUCCUCCAGCACCAUAAUUCAAAAGCAUCAAUUCUUCGGUGAUCAGCCUUCUUAAUGGUCCAGCUCUCACUUCCAUACAUCACUACUGGGAAAACCAUGGCUUUAACUAUACUAAGUGUAGUGGGAUGAUUAUUCAGCUGUAUGAACACCCCCGCAGUCUGAAAUGGUACAGCCAAGCCCGAAACACAGCUCUUUAGCCCCCUCUGUGAGAAGUACAAAACUAGACUGGAGAUCGUGAAAGGGGUGGGAUAUAUGCUUAGAGUUAAUGGGUUUUUUGCUGGACUGGUUUGCUGCCUGAUCCUGGCAGACCAUUCCACAAAUAGGGUUCACAAAUAGGGUUCACUGUUCACUGUGGCAUUAACGCCAUCUACACAAUCCACAUGACUGACUUCUCGAUUUCAAACUUGGGGCAGGGUGCAGGGUGAGGGAAAGAUUCCUUCCUUCCUAUACAUUUCCUUAUCUUCUGGCUACAUUCAAUAGCAGGAAGCACUGCAGGAAAUAAAUGAAUUCAGCCCGAUAAGGUAUUCAGGCUUUUGCUCCCCCCGCCCUCUUUUCUUUUGCAGGUUCUGGUGGGAGAAUGAAGGAGUGUUCACCCCUCGCCAGAGGGAAGAGCUAGCAAAGGUGACUUUGUUCCAGAUCCUCUGCGACAACACCCACCUCCACCACCUCCCUGCAGACGUCUUCUCAACCAGUCACUUCCCAAGUGACUUUGUGUCUUGCAAGAGCUCCCAGAUUCCAAGGGUGGACCUGGCCGCAUGGAGGGAAGAUUCAGCAGGUAGAACCUGGAGUGCCCACAACACACAACACAGUUCACAGAGGGUUUGAAAGCCUGUUCUCAGCCACCUUCAGGAGCCUCAGGGAUGGGAGGGGGGUGUAUAACUUUUAUAUAUACUGGUAUAUUGCAUGCUUUCCUUUAUGUAAACUGCCGUAGGUUUUUUUUUACGGAAGGGUGGUAAUCACCAUGUUGUUACAGUAAGUGCCACACUUUUAACAUUUCAAAAAAAAUAAAUGUGCCAGUACUGCAUACACUUGAGUACCCCCAGAAAAAAAGUGCUGAUAAUAAAUAUAAAUUUAUUACAGUUAGUACCUUAAUAAUAAAGCUAGUAAUAAAUUUGUAAUACAUCUGCCACAGCCCAGACAUUUGUCACUGUGCCUGUGUAAACAGUAACUUGGGAAAGCUGGGUUUUGAAAAAUUGUUAAUUUCACACAUAGGCAGUCAUUGUCUGUUGUGUUCUGUGUGUUCACAACCAACUAUGCACACACUGCCCUCCUUAUCCAGAAGAAGUCCUCUCUUUGUUUUUCCCUUCUCCUCCCCUCCUACAAUAUUCACUCAUUCCCAUUUGGGAACAUGGAACAUUAAGAGGCCUGUAUCUGGGAAUUGGUUCCAGCACAGUGCAUCUUUCAAACUGGUGCAUUUCCUAGGAAGUCCUUCUGCUGUGUUCUUCUUCUCUCUCCACAGACACACUUUGUGGGCCGGUCCCUCUGGUUGAAGGCGCCCACUACGUCCAGUGUAAAGCCUCAGUGUUCUUUGAGUGCUGGCCUGGCUACAUUCGGGAGGGUCCUUCCUCUAUAACCUGCAAUGUUGAGGACAGAGAGUGGAGCACUGUGUUGCCUGUUUGCCGAGGUAAGACCUACCAUAGGAAGAGCCUUGGGGACUCAUGUAUAAAGUAUGUCAUGCUUUUUAAAAAAAUAAAAAUGAUGCCACCCCUCUUCAGCCUCACUCCUUGCCACUUUUUACCUCACGCCCCUUUCCCACUUUUAUUUACAGCUUUGCUAUCCCCUUCCCACCUAGAUGUGUGACAUACAUUGCAGGCAGAUUUCUUGUCAAAUCUGUAUGGAUACACUUGUAAGACUUGGCCUUACAAGUGUCUCCAUACACAUGCUUGGCUUGCAACUCUGACGCUUGUGUGUUCUGGUGGUGGUCACGGAAACCUCUAUCCAACUCCUCCAGGUCACACUGCUAUUCAUGCCCAGAUCAAGAGACCCAAAGCCUUGUUGCAUUUAAGAGGCCCUAUAGCAAUGCUUUUUAAAAGUGUAUUGUUCUAUUAUUAUUCGCCAAUUAUGUGAAACUUGAAAUUUAGUAUUUUGUGUGUGCUUAGAGGCCCCCUAGUAAUCCGAGGCCCUAAACAGUGGCUUACUUAGUUUGUGUGUCAAUCCAGCACUGCAACUGUGAAAAGGAGCAUCUCCACCCCCAUCAUUCAGCCUGAACACUGAGGUCCAGCUCCGAGGGCCUUCUGACAGGUCCCUCACUGUGAGAAGUGAGGUUACAGGGAACCAGGCAGAGGGCCUUCUCAGUAGCAGCGCCCGCCCUGUGGAACACCCUCCCAUCAGAUGUCAAGGAAAUAAAGAACUAUCUGACUUUAGACAUCUGAAGGCAACCCUGUUUAGGGAAGUUUUUAGUUUUGAUGUUUUAUCACAUUUUUAAUAUUCUGUUGGGAGCCACACAAUAAAUUAUUAUUAUUAAGUACAGAAGUCUAUCUUUGAUGAGAGGCUCAAAUAAGGAGGCUCCAGAGAUGCUAGUCGUAUGUCAGGAAAUGAGGAAUUUUAGACAUUUUCUUCCCGUGAGUUUCAUUUUCUUCAUUCAUGCUGUAGGGACUGCUCCAAGCAUUUCCUUUCUUUCUCUUUGCCCCCCACCCCCUUCUUGUCAUUUUAGACAUUGAUGAAUGUGAGCACAGCCAAGAGAAUCCCUGCCCCUCUCUGCAGAUUUGCGUGAACAUUCCUGGGAGCUUCAGAUGUGCCUGUCAGGGCUCCCUGAUUCCGUCUCAGGAUGGCACCACCUGCAUUGGUAGGUUGGGUCGAGGGACCAGGCUGUGAGGAAGCCAGAAGGUCUAGCAAAGCCUGUGACCUCAUUUCCUCCCUGGGAGAAGCCAACUGGAAGGGUUUGGGAGAUGUCAGCCUCCUUAUUCAAGCUGCGUUUCUCCGUUAUCUCAUUGCUUUGAUUGCUCAGAGCAAUCUUAUACUUGGAACUAAAAGAGUCAUUCCUGGAGUCUUCCUCCAUCAUAGGGGUGGUAAACUGUAGGCCUGGGGGCCCCCAGCUUCUCUUUCUAGCCCUCAAGACUCUCCCCACACCACACGUCUCCCCUUGAACGCUGAUGAUGCCUUUUGCUUGUCUGAAGGAUAGAAAUAUAUGCAUUAGUGUGCACAGAAACAGGGGAUUUUUACUUUUGUUGCUCUGCCCACUUUUAAGAAGGUUAGAUGAGGCUACUGGAUCAGACCAAUGUCCCACCUAGUCCAGCAUCCUGUUCUCACAGUGGCCAACCAGAUGCCUGUGGGAAAACCACAAGCAGGACCUGAGCCCAAGAGCCCUCUCCCCUCCUGCGGUUUCCAGAACUGGCAUUCAGAAGCAUUACUGCCUCCAACUGCGGAGGCCAGGCAGAGCCAUCAUGGCGCCAGUAGCCCUCUCUCUUCCAUGAAUUUGUCUAAUCUUUUAAAUCCAUCUAGGUUGGUGACUAUCGUUGCCGCCUGUGGGAAGUAGUUUAACUAUGUGCUGCAUGGAUUAAGUACUUUUAUCAUUCUCAAAUCUUCCAACCUUCAGCCUCAUUGGAUGCCCAUGAGAUCUAGUGUUAUGAGAGAAGACCUUUUCUCUAUCCACUCUCUUCAUGACAUGCAUAAUUCUAUAAACUUCUGUCAUGUCACAGUGUGGUGUAGUGGUUAAGAGCUGUAGUCUCGUAAUCUGGGGAACCGGGUUUGAUUCCCUGCUCCUCCACAUGCAGCUGCUGGGUGACCUUGGGCUAGUCACACUUCUCUGAAGUCUCUCAGCCCCACUCACCUCACAGAGUGUUUGUUGUGGGGGAGGAAGGGAAAGGAGAAUGUUAGCCGCUUUGAGACUCCUUAAAGGGAGUGAAAGGCGGGAUAUCAAAUCCAAACUCUUCUUCUUCUUUCCUCUAAACUAAAAAGUCCCAAACACUGCAACCUUUCCUCACAGGGGAGUCGCCCUGUCCCCUUGGUCAUUUUGGUUGCCCUUUUCUGAACCUCUUUCAACUCUAUAAUAUCCUUUUUGAGGUGAGGUGACCAGAACCGUACAGUUUUCCAAAGGCAGUCGCACCACAGGUUCUGCAAGGCACGUGAGAUCUGCCCUAAAAGAGCUGCUGUUUUCUGUCCUAGGGGGCCAAGGAGUCACUGUUACUUCCUUGGCUGCAGCUGCAGCUAUUGUGGCCGGAGCUAUUUCUGUCAUCGCUGUAGCUGUGGCACUGCAUAGAAGGUAUGGCUGAAUUACACCUCUGGAAAUGUUUUCUUCCUUUUAAAAAAAAGUAUGUAGUCACAUUGGCCCACUUAGAGGGAAAAAGCCAAAGUGAAGUAAUAGAUUCAGUAGGACCGCUUUGUAAUAUUUUGGUUGGCCCUGUGAAGGUUUCUUGUGGCCUUUGGGUUUAUUCUUUUUUCAAUUUUCUGCUCACGUAACUUUUCCAAGUGACACAAAUGGACCUCUGGCCUCUUCUGCUGUUUCGGGAAAGCAGAAGGGGUUUGUGCUUCCCCUCUCCAUGUUUUGGGGAUGUACAUUCUCCCUAGUUUAGAUGAAUCCUUGAAGGCCAGCGAAGAGGAUGGGAAAGUCAUUGAAUAUUGCUGCAGCUUGCAUGUACUUACACCCAAUAUUAUUAUUGUUUUUCUCCAAGUCACAUGCAUGUCAGUGGAACUAAAUUCCUAGUUAUGGAAGUGUGUUUAUAUAGUGCAACCUGAGGUACAAAGCUAUAUGGAAUGUCUGGUUGCCACCUGACUGCCACAUCUCUCCUCCCCAUCCGCACUUUGGUCACUUUUACUUAAAGAGGAGGGUUUUUAAAAUCCCUGCUGCAUCUCAUUGGCUGGGGAACCAGAGCACAAUGUAAUCCACACCAUGUGUCCUCAGAUGUUACUGGAGAGACACAUGGAGAUAUAAGCUGACUUCUGUGUGGAACAACACCUGUAUGUUUCUCCUAAUACGGAGAUGUUCACUCCUAAGAGCAAGAGUGGAGUAAAGCAGCUGUGUGUAGAAAUCCUUUGAAUGGAACCUCAGAAAGUUUUAUUGCCCUGAUACAGUGAUGGCUCUAUUUCUAAUACAAUGGAGCUUUCUUUCUUUCUUUUUUCUAUACCGCUUUUCAUCCAUAAUACCAUAAUAACAAUGGAAAACAACACCCCCUAAACACAGUUUAAAAGGCAUUUUUUGCUAUUAUUUAUUAAAUUUCUAAUCCUCCGAAAAGAGAAGGCUAUGCACAAAACAAGUAUUAAGACACAUCACAGUUCAUUCUUCACUCAUUUAAGUCAUGAAAUGCAGAGUGGCUCACUAUACAACUACAGCUAUCCGGAGGUGGGGACUCCUAUUGACAUUUGCUGUUUAUUUGGUUGUUGUUUUUUUACUAUUUACAAAGAGCUUUACCACUGCAAAAUGUUUUACAGUUCUGUACAUUUUGGAUUAACUGCAAGUGUUCUCUUCUGAAAUGCAGGGUUGCACUGCAGCUAUAGGCUUGUUUGCCCCACCAAGUCAGUGGUGGGGCCCCUGUGGCUCUCCAAACAUUGCCAAGCUGCAACUCCCAUCACCCCUGACCAUUAGUUAUGCUGGUUGGGGCUGCUGUGGGUUGGAAAUCCAACACCUAGUGCCCUGCCUUAAUAGCACAACUAUGAAACGUACUGUUAUGAUUCUUAGUUUCCCCUUUGUAACAUUAAGGGCCAAGCCCAAAAGCCUAUACCACCUUCAGCCCAGAGUGUGUUGUCCCAUGCCUUCGCCUCUGUGUGCAUUAGUGACACCCACAUCUAUUAUCUCUCCAUGCCAGCACUUACAGCAGGGGCGGGGAAGCUGUGGUCCAACUCCCAACAGCCCUAGCCAGCAGCCUGGAAUGAUGGGAGCUGGACUCCAGCAGCAUCCCAAGGGCAACAGAGUCUGCACCUCUGACUCACAAGUGUGUCUUUCCUCCUUUGGUAAAGAUCUCUUCUUCCACAACAACUUCCUGCAGACUGAGCUGCUCCAAAUGUGUAGCUGAUUCGAGAACUGAAGAUGGCCCCUGUUCUCUAGUCUCCAGCCCCAUGCUGCUUGAAGAGCCUGCCCUGCCCCUUCAGCACUCAUGACCAUUUGUUUUGCUGUUUGCUUCCUAGGUGCUUCAGGAGCAAGGAGGAGGUCUCCCUUUCUAGAGAUAGUCGCUGUCCCCAGGAUUGUUCCAAAGAAGGCCAGAAUCCUGACUCAAGUUAGCUCUCCCCAAAUUCUCUUCCAGGCCUUGCAUCUCAGGAACCCAAACCACUGUGGCUCUGAAUUAGUAUUAUUUUCAAGUUUAAAGAUUUCUCAAAUCAUUCUUUCUAUAGAAUGCCCUUCCUCCCCAUCUUUCUAGAGAGUUGCAAAGAAGAUUUGACCACUGAAGAUUGGUCAAACUUAGGGGCUUCGCUGGGUGCUCUGGGCACAGCCCAUGGCGUGAUUGGAGGAGGGGGAGGCAGGUAGCCCUCUAGGACUGGCCCUAGGGAGAAGCCUAUACUGGCAACACUUGGUUAGAAAAUACCUGCAAAUAGAUUGGGGUCAUAUCAGGAGGGGGCUUUUUUAUGAAAGGAAGCAAUUUUUCUCACCCAGAUCAGAGUUUGCUUAUCCCCAUCAGGGUUCCAAUGCACAUGCAGUAGAGUAUGUCCAGGAGGAAACUUGAAGCAGAAGAAAUGGUUGGUGGGGAACUUGCAACAUUCCCGAUGCUGUUGGACUACAACUCCCAUCAUCCCUAACAGUUGGCCAUACUGGUUGGGGCUGAUGGGGGGUAAAGUCCGAUGCCAUCUGGAGAACCACAUGUCCCAUCUCAAGAGUUAAGCAGUGCCACAUCUGUUGGUGCCAUUCCUCUGUUCCAAAAGCAAACACCUGAGACUACUUAUUUUUAUACUGUCAAUGUUGCAUUACAAAUGUCCACUCGUCUACUUUGCCCCUUGGCUGCUUGUCUAGCCACGAACAAGGCAAGACAGAAGUAUCUGUGUUCGUUUGCCAGCUGGACCCAACAGGCCUUUGAAGUCUCAGCCUGAGCUUGGCAGUUCCUAUCCUUGGUUAAUUACCGCUUAAUCUAUUCAAGGCCCAGGUGGCAGGUAAUCCUGACACAAACUGAUGGUGAUCCAAGCUUAGUGUGUACUAGAGUUAAUUCUGGGCACACCUCUUCCCUACAGGAAGCUAAAAACAUCUCAUACUUAAGAAUUAAUCUUCGUAGGGGUUGAGGAGAGAAAUACAAUGAACUCUGCUUUGAAAAUGUGCUGUUUAUUUUGCAGCUGGAAUACAUGCAGGCUUCAAAAGGAAUAAAACAGCCCAAAGGCAAUAA
This is a messenger RNA of Podarcis lilfordi (Lilford's wall lizard), 17856 nucleotides long. Lineage: Eukaryota; Metazoa; Chordata; Lepidosauria; Squamata; Lacertidae. The record is from the annotation of a GenBank genome assembly.